Molecule: messenger RNA, 138 nt
Organism: Colletotrichum orchidophilum
Lineage: Eukaryota; Fungi; Ascomycota; Sordariomycetes; Glomerellales; Glomerellaceae
Exons: 1
Coding region: 1-138 (45 amino acids)
Source: RefSeq, a predicted model, not a curated record
AUGCUUUUUAAAAAGAGGCCGUUUUUAUCCUUUAUUAAAGAGUAUAAUAAUAACUAUUUUAUAUUAGUUAAGCUAAGUAUCCUAUAUUAUUAUAAGAUUUUUUUAAAGAUAACGGAAUUAUUAACUUUUAAUAAAUAA